Nothobranchius furzeri (turquoise killifish) is the source of this 4883-nucleotide messenger RNA. Its product is annotated as para-nitrobenzyl esterase. The record is from RefSeq and is a predicted model, not a curated record. Lineage: Eukaryota; Metazoa; Chordata; Actinopteri; Cyprinodontiformes; Nothobranchiidae.
ACAGAAGUUAUGCGCAUGCGUACUUCGUGCAGUCAACCCCAACAAUAAAUGCCUCAACUUCUGUUUGCAGAAGUUUGUGUUUCUGUUCCUUGUGACGUUUUUUGUGACAUGAGGGAAGAUGAAUGAGGAUGCUUACGAGUUCCCAGCAAGGACCGAGUACCAAUACUUGGUACAGGAGGAGGACGAGGUGGGGGUGCAGUAUGUCCGACACCGGCACUAUGUCAGUCCCUUCCUGGUCCUGUCCAAACACUGCAUCUUCCUCAUCUGCCUCGGCGUUCUCUCCCUGCUGGCGCUCGCCGCCUACCUGGGCUACAUGGCCCAGACGCCUCCACCGGGACGCGCCCAGGUGUCCACGGCCUGCGGAGACUUCAAAGGGCAACACAAAAAUGGCGCCUUCUCCUUUAAAGGCAUUCCCUACGCUGCUCCACCUGUUGGGAAGCUACGCUGGGCUCCUCCGGCCGAUCCGGUCUGCAGGUCCAAGGUGAUGAACGCCAACCACUUUGGCAGCAUCUGCCCUCAGGUGCAGCCGAUGGCGAGCGACGGGAAGGUGUUGGGCCACGAGGACUGCCUCUUCAUCAACGUGUGGACGCCCACGCUGCAGCCUGGAGCCAAGCUGCCCGUUAUGGUCUGGAUCCACGGUGGAUACCUGCAGAUGCUGAGUGGAGGAGAGCCCGGAUACUCACCCACGGAAAAGCUCGCUGCAGACACGUGGAUGGUUUACGUUAGCUUCAACUACAGACUCAACGCGUUUGGAUUCAUGGCUCUGGAGAUGCUCAGAGAAGGAUCUCCAAGAAACACUUCAGGGAACUACGGUUUCCUGGACCAGAUUGCAGCUCUGAAGUGGGUCCAGAGGAACAUCCAUGUGUUUGGAGGAGAUCCUGGAAGAGUCACCAUAGUUGGACAGAGCUCAGGCGGGACAUCCGUCUGGACCCUGAUGAUGUCACCGCUGGCCACCGGCCUCUUCCACAGGGCGGUGGACAUGAGCGGCUCAUACGUCUACAACGCCUCGCUGACGCAGGCUGAAUCCGACAACCUGGUGUUCCUGAACAAGACGGGCUGCGAGGAUCUGGCUUGUCUCCGAAGUCUCACCGUGACUCAAGUCCUGCAGGCCAUCCCGUGGGAGGAGUACCCGUCCUGGGCCGGGUCGGAUCUAACAGACCUCCCUACUAAAGGCCUUUUCAUCGGACCUGUUGCGGUCGUGGACGGUUACGUCCUCCAAGCUCCGCCCUUUGAGAUCUGGGAGAAGGGAAAGGUGAACGACGUCCCGUUUGUUGUUGGGACAACCGAGCAGGAGGCCGACUUCAGUCCUCUAGCUGUAAACAUCUCUACAUGGACGUGGGGGGACUACCACUGGUUUGUCACAGAGAAACUUAAGACGUUCAGUCCGGAUCUUCCUGGAAAGGCGCUGGAGCUGUAUCCGUCCUCGGCACCCUGUCCCACCAGAGACCGCUGUCCAGAGAGGGCGUACACCACCAUGGUGUCCGACAUCAGAGUCACGUGUCCCAACAACGAUCUGGCCCAAAGGGCUGCAGAUGCCCUCAGCAGUCCCGUGUAUCGCUACGUGGUGACACACACGCCAUCCGGACCCGCCAAAACCUCCAACAGCCUGCUGUGGUUCCCCAGCCGCUUCUCCUUCCACUCUCUGGAUAUUCUGGCCUUCUUUGGAGACCUGGAGCUCUUCCUGGAUAAUCUCUCGGAGGAGGACAGAAACUUCCAGAAGCUCAUCACGAAACAUCUCGUCAACUUUGCCAAGACAGGUAAAAUGGAGGCGGACUGGCCCGAGUACCCAUCAGCCACUGCUCUGCUGUCCAGCAACCUGACGCUCCAGAUCCCCGCGUCCACUCGCUGUGACCUGUGGAAGGAGAACGGUCUGUUCGCCUACGCCUGGAUGAACUGAGCGCUGCUGCUUUCACCCGAGUUUGAAAUCUCACUAAAUCUUUUUUUUUUUUUUUUACAACAUCCAUAUUUUUGUUUGGAUUACGUGUUUGUUGUGUUUCCACACAGAUAAUCCCUCUGAUGGGAUUAAAAAAAGUCAUGAACCAGAUCUUUUCUGCAGAGAUGGACAUUAAUAUUUGUUUUUGAGAUGUUUGGGUGAAUUUCUCUGGUUUAGUUAACUAAACGAGCUUGAACGGGGCGCGUGGCCCACAGAGGAGGUGAAAUAGGAAAAAAUGGGAUUCAGGAAGGGAGAAAAAGGCCAUGUCGACACAUUUGAGAUAAUCCCGUUCAGCCAGCAGGCCACUCUAGAGCUUUCUACAGCACUUGGAUGCUUAAGGGAAACAUCUGUUUGUAAAGUUUGGCUUUUCCCUCAGACCAACAGGAGCUUCCUACCCCCAGGAGCUCCUGUUGGGCAGAACGGAGCUUCCUGUACGAUAGCUGACGAUCCUCUAGACUUUUAGGUUCCUUCUGAGUUUGUGUUUAAACACACAUCUGAUUCAUUUUGGUCGAGUUAUAAAAUCACUGUAAACCAGAAGGAAAUUGAUUCUUUUCCUCAAUAUUUCUGUCCCAGUUUUGACUCGGAGCCCAGCUUCAGUUCAGAUGUUUCUACAGGAAUUAUGUGUCAUGGAGCCAUUCUUAAAGCAAUAAAUCAGGUUGUAUCCGGGUCGGUGGGCUUCUGGAUUGCUGUUGUGUCGCUAAAAUUUUCGAUGUUUCUAGGAAAUUUGGGCCACAGUUUUCCUGGGAAUAUCUCGGAUCAUCAGGAGGACCCAGAAUUCUUCGGGAAUCCGUCUCUGUUUGGUUUUUAGCAGGAAGAACAUGUCAGAAAUCUGAAACCGCUUCUGGAGAAGCUGGAAACCCAAACUGACUCGAAUGAGGAUCAGUUGAGAAUAAAACUAAGUUACAGCACAAUAAUUUUUAUAAAUGUGUCUGCAGGGACGUCGUCUGUCCCUCAUGUCCUGCUCAGCUGGAAAACGUGUCUCUAAAAUGUCCCUUUGUGUGUUUUCUUACAGUUUUGCUCUCGCCUCGCCUCGCCUCCAGCAGAAGCAGCUCCGACGUUCUGGCUUAAAUGAACAGGAACUGGUUUCCUUCUGCUUUAAAUCAAACACCAGCUUAGAUUUGGGUUUUCACAUGAACUCUGAACCCUUUUAAAGGUUUCUCCCUAAACCGUCCCUCCAUCAGCGCUAAAUCAGGAACCAUCGGCUUACAGAGAUGUGGAAUAUCUAAAUGGUUUUAAAAACGUAAAGCUUGUCCAAAGGAAGAUUCCUGAAUGCAGCUUCAGUCCUUCAGUUGGAUCAAUUAUUUAGGACCAGUGUUCAGAACAAACCACAUCAUGAUGCCGCCACCGCCGUGCUUCGCUGUGGUUUUGGGUUUCUUUAAAGAUUCCAAGUGAGUGUAGAGACUGCUUGAGGUUGUUUCUGUUUAAAUGUUAUUGUUUGUCCUUCAGUUUUUACCUUUUAGCGUCUUUGGCUCUGAUUAAUUCCCGCCUGGUCCAAAAGUUCUGCUGCUUUGACCUCUCCUGGCAGCUUCGCGGUUUUAGUUUUCCUCUUUUUAAAAUAGAUUUAAUGGAGCUCUAGGAGAUGUUCAGAGAUAAUGGGUUCUGAUUUAUAGCCAGACUCUAAUCUGUGCUUCAGCAGAACUUUGUCCCUGACCCGUUUGGAGAGCCCAUUGUUCAUCAUCCUGCUGUUUGAGGCUCUGGAGCUGUAAAGAAACAGGUGAACGGCGGUCAUGUGAUACAGGUGGACUCGGCAUUUAAAAGCAACUUCACAGCUUUUCUUUACCCUGAUAAAAUCUGUCCAUCAAACUGGGAAGACCUCAGAGGGGAACUUCCUAAAUGUGUUUUAAGUAGGGCCGGGACUUUAACGCGUUAAUUAUGAUUAAUUAAUUAGAAAAAAAUGACGCGUUAAAAAAAUGUAACGCAUUUAAUCACAGCUUGCAUUUCGAGCAAGGCGGAACCUUUGUCAUUGCACGAUUUCCUCGUAGACCAAAUAUCACUGACGCACACAACACACAGUGCUAAUGGCUACUAAAACGUAAUAAAAACAGAAAGAAGUUGCCUUGCUUGGACUGAUGCAGGAUUUAGGAAACCCGUCCGCUUCUUUUCUUGGAUAAAAAAAAACUUCCAGACGACAACUGAGUCCGUGUCACGGACAUUUUUCAGAGAUCGUCUCUGCUGCAGCUGCUCGGUGGCACCGGAAACUUUACAAAAAUUGCAUUAAGCUAUAUUUUUAACAUUUACGUAACAUCUGUGCAGCGCUGAAAGCUCCAGACAGAAUAAUUCUUUGCCCUAACAGUAGUUUAUGAAAGUAGUCACGCUCCGUGUUCUCACUACUCUGUAAACAAGCAACGUGUCUUAAAGUUGAAAACAGAAGUUUAAGUUAAAACAGAAACACUCUAAAAAUGUGAUUAAUUUAGAUUAAUUACAAAGCCUCUAAUUCAUCUGAUUAAAUUUUUUAAUCGAGCCACGGCCCUAGUUUUAAGUGUUGCUGCAUACUAAACUGAGACGUUUCUUAUUCAAAUUAUGGGAUUUUUUUUUUGUUUGUUUGAAAUUAUAAUAAGAGGGAAAAAUACACUAAAUAAACAUCUUAUGUUGAUCUAAGGGUUAAAGAAUUUGGAAAUGUUCCACGUAGUUAAGGAAGCUGUUGAGAAAAUGGGAGUUUUAUUUUAAACGAUCUGAUGAGUUUCAGCUCUUUGCACUGAUUUGUUUUAUUUUAACGCUAAAACUGUCUCACUUUGUUGUGAACAAACACAUUCACUGAGUUAAUUAGUGAAACAGAUUUCAUCCAUUUGUGUUUGAUUCCAUUUAUACGAAAUGUUUAUGAUUUAUUUGUUUUUUGUCUAACGUUCACUUCUUGCUGCUGUUUUGUUUUACACUCAGGCCAUCAUAUCUGCGCUGAUGUGAUGAAAUUAAUAUUUUACGUGCGUAAUAAAAACUGACGUUGAGUGAAUUA